Microdochium trichocladiopsis is the source of this 444-nucleotide messenger RNA. Its product is annotated as PX domain-containing protein. Bases 1 to 444 code for a protein of 147 amino acids. The record is from RefSeq and is a predicted model, not a curated record. The transcript has 2 exons. Gene Ontology annotation, molecular function: phosphatidylinositol-3-phosphate binding. Gene Ontology annotation, cellular component: early endosome membrane; retromer complex. Gene Ontology annotation, biological process: endocytic recycling; late endosome to Golgi transport. Lineage: Eukaryota; Fungi; Ascomycota; Sordariomycetes; Xylariales; Microdochiaceae.
AUGGCCCGCCCCAUGAUGCAGGCCAUGCCCGACACGCGGCAGCAGAGCUUCGACGAGAUCUACGGGCCCCCCGAGAACUUCCUCGAGAUCGAGGUCCGCAACCCGCGCACCCACGGCACCAGCCGCUCCAUGUACACCGACUACGAGAUUGUCUGCCGCACAAACAUCCCCGCCUUCAAGCUCCGCGCCUCCACCGUCCGCCGCCGCUACUCCGACUUUGAGUACUUCCGCGACAUCCUCGAGCGCGAGUCCGCCCGCGUCACCAUCCCCCCGCUCCCCGGCAAGGUCUUUACCAACCGCUUCUCCGACGACGUCAUCGAGGGCCGCAGGGCCGGCCUCGAAAAGUUCCUCAAGAUCGUCGUCGGCCACCCCUUGCUCCAGACCGGCAGCAAGGUGCUUGCCGCCUUUGUCCAGGACCCUAACUGGGACCGCAACGCCUGGUGA